Molecule: messenger RNA, 2725 nt
Organism: Cyprinodon tularosa
Lineage: Eukaryota; Metazoa; Chordata; Actinopteri; Cyprinodontiformes; Cyprinodontidae
Gene: smpd5
Product: sphingomyelin phosphodiesterase 5
Exons: 7
Coding region: 667-2388 (573 amino acids)
Biological process (GO): sphingomyelin metabolic process
Cellular component (GO): cytoplasm; extracellular region
Molecular function (GO): sphingomyelin phosphodiesterase activity
Source: RefSeq, a predicted model, not a curated record
CCUCAGAUUAUAACCUAGCUUUGACAUGAAUCGCUUUUAUUUUAUAUAAAUAUGCCUCCCUGGAUCCUUAUGAAAGCUCACAGCCUUGCAAAUGAGCUGUGUGUGAUUUUUAACUUUAAAUGUUGCAGAACAAGUUUUACUAAAGUAUCCUGUUAACUCUCUGUCUCCCAGCUGUUGUAGAGAGCGUUUUACAUGUGUAAAUACACAAAGGUGUGGUGUUCAGGUCACAUCCACAACACUAUAGAAUAUAACUGAUGCAUACCACAUGAAAUGACUGUUUCACUCUGUGUAUAGUAUUCAGUAUAUUUUUAUUGUUACUCUACAGUCAUUUGUGUUAAUCUGUUUAAUUUAAGUUUAGCUGACAUGCUUAGACAAAGUGCUGCAAAAAUUAGUUUUUCUUCAAAGCAAGGUAGCAUAUUUCAGAAAAUAGAGUUGCGUCUUUGUAUUUUUCAAUGCAUGCAUGGACAUGCAGGCGGAGACAUUUCCUGGGAACUCCUGUGCAGGUUGACACUGUGUGCAAAGGAGGCCACACCUUUGUGUUUUUGUUUUCUCUUCUUUAGAGUGCGGCAGAGUUCUGGGAAGAAAAAAUCUACCUUUGAAAUAAGAGCAGAGCUGGAUAUCUGGAUGCUGUUCAUCCUCCGUUUUGUUUAGAACCAGUGGACGGCCAUGGUUCUGCGGGCGUCAGCCUUUUCCAAUGGGUUUCUGGCCGCUAUCCACGCCUUGGGGUGGGCUUUGAUAGUGCCGGGCUUCUGGUACCUUGAUCGUGUUCUUGCCGUGUGCAAGUCUACCACAAAGGAGAGGAGUGAGCGACAGGGACAAGAAUGCUACCUUCACCCCCUGAAUGUCUUCCUCGGCUCCAUUUUCUUCCUCCUGUUUUUCCUCCUCACUGCCCCCUUGGCUUUCCUGGGUUUUCUGCUAUGGGCGCCGCUCCAGGCCUGCCGCCGGCCGUUCUCCUACCACAGAGCGGAACCGACCUCAGCAGCGAGAGAAACAAACCGAGGCUUUGAACUAACAGGAAUGGCGUCGUUUACCUUUGCCUCAGCCAACCUGUGUCUGUUAACGGAUGGCCUGGCCCGCUUCAACAACCUGGGUCACACCCAGCAUAGGGCUUAUGAGAUUGGCAAACGUAUCUCUGAGAGUGUGGGGCGAGCCCAGGUGGUGAUCACAGUGGAAUCCCCCAGCAGCUGUGGGCCUCUCAGCCCCUCUGACAGCAUCAUACCCAGAGCAUGCUCAGAUGCAGAUGGAGAGACAGAGGGACAGCCUCAACCCGGUGGACAUCAUCAGUCAGAACCAGCAGAAAGCUCUGCUUCCUUUAACGGUGUAGAGGCCAAACUGACAGAACGCUCCUCUUCCCAAGCCAAUUCUAAUGAGAGCCCCAACAAACGGGGGCAGUCGGAUGAUGAGAGUCCUGCUGCUUUGUUCUCCAGGCGUCCUCGUCAGCAGGAUGAGGAACCCUGGGAGGUGUCGUCGCUCUUUCCAGCCUGCGUCGACAUACUGUGUCUGGAAGAGGUGUUUGAUAAGAGAGCUGCAAAAAAGCUCACCAGAAUGCUGAAACCACUGUAUGGACACAUCCUGUACGACGUUGGGGUGUACGCCUGCCAGCCGCCCUGCAGGUGUUCUACUUUCAAGUUCUUCAACAGUGGCCUGUUCUUGGCCAGUAGAUUCCCGGUGCUGGAGGCCGAGUACCACUGCUUUCCUAACAGCAAAGGGGAAGACGCCCUGGCGGCCAAGGGUCUGCUCUCUACUAAGAUGCUUAUUGGACAGAAUCAGAAAAAGAAGAAAGUGGUUGGUUAUUUCAACUGCACACAUCUUCAUGCACCAGAGGGUGAGGGAAAGAUUCGCUGUGACCAGCUGGACAUGGUCAACCAGUGGAUCAGGGCUUUUCAGGACACCCACAGACAGCCUGAUGAGGAGGUGGUCUUUGACGUCCUCUGCGGGGAUUUCAACUUCGAUAACUGUUCACCAGAUGACGUGCUGGAACAGAAUCACAAACUGUUUGAGGAGUACAGAGAUCCAUGCAGAGCAGGACCUGGAAAGGAGAAGCCCUGGGUGAUUGGUACUCUGCUGGAGCAGCCCACUCUGUACGAGGAUGAUGUGAGCUCUCCAGAAAAGCUUCAAAGGACUUUGGAAACAGAAGAGAUGAGGAAGCAGUACAUCUCUCCUCCUGUUGCUCAGGAAGGAGUGCCUCUGGUUUACCCAGAGCCUGGCCAGCCAUGGAUCGGACGUCGCAUUGAUUACAUUCUCUACCGUGAAACUUCCAUUUCAAAGCUGUGCAGAACGGAACUUGAAGAGGUGACCUUCAUAACUCAGCUGGCUGGGCUUACUGAUCAUAUUCCUGUUGGGCUGAGGCUGAAAGUCAUAAUGGACUCCGAGUUUGAAGAUGAAUGAAUGCACAUUUCAUCUGGAGGCGAAUUGACACUAUUUUAUCUAAACUGUUUUACUCAAAUACUUGAAUUUGUACAUUAAGAAAAAAAUUACACUUGGUCAGUUUAUGCCUCAGGAAACAAUUUAUUUUUUAUCACUUUGUUGUGGUUUCACAUUUCAUGCAUGUUUUAUACAUUCAGAGCUGCUCACAGUUGUUUCUUUGAUUUUUUUCAAACCUCUAUUUUUUUUUUUUAUCAAAAAAGGAAGUUAAAAAGUUAAUUAAACAAUUUUCACUGUUAUAAUGUGAAAUAUCUGACUGUUAUACUAUAAAGUGAAUAAACUUUGCAUGGAUGAUCAUAAA